This is a messenger RNA of Cucurbitaria berberidis CBS 394.84, 1677 nucleotides long. RefSeq names its product dual specificity protein phosphatase 12. NCBI's taxonomy places the organism in Eukaryota, Fungi, Ascomycota, Dothideomycetes, Pleosporales, Cucurbitariaceae. Gene Ontology annotation, molecular function: protein tyrosine/serine/threonine phosphatase activity. Gene Ontology annotation, cellular component: nucleus. The transcript has 3 exons. Bases 383 to 1273 code for a protein of 296 amino acids. The record is from RefSeq and is a predicted model, not a curated record. Gene Ontology annotation, biological process: protein dephosphorylation.
GUCUGGUCCCCGGCUCGCAACUGUCCCAAGCCCGUCACAUCACACAGCUUGCUUACCUGCCCUCCUACGUCUCGCCGGUUUAGGAAGGCACACGAGGUGUUGGAGAAGCCUCGGCCGGUGAAAAUUCGACCCCCAUUCGCACCACCGCCCAAAAAACCUUGCGCCAUUCUCUUAUCCCACCUCCACCUCAUUUCCGGCCCCCGACUAUUUUGGGACAACCCUCUUCUCUCGGUAACCAUGGCCCUCAUCGACAGAGUGCCAGGCGACUUGAAUCUGUACAUUGGUGGGUACGUAAUCCCCACCCUUUGUCUGCAAUUGCUCCAUAGCCCUCCGGUUGGCGUCAUUGGGCCACAUCCUGACUCUCUUCCUCUCCUGAUGUAGCAUGUUCACGCUGCGGCGACGUGAUGCACUCCAGCAGGCCAACAUUACGCACGUCCUGUCCGUCCUGCGCACACCGCUUGAUCAACACCUCUUCAGCCCCUUCAAGCACAUGGUGGUAGAGGUCGACGACGUCGACGACGAAAAUCUAUUGGAGCACUUCCCAGCCACCAAUCGCUUCAUCCAGGACGGCCUUGAUGGAGGUGGCGGAGUCUUGGUCCACUGUGCCAUGGGUAAAUCGCGAUCCGCUACCGCCGUCAUUGCUUACUUGAUGCAAGAGCACAACAUCAGCCCUUCGGAAGCACUGUCGCAUGUUCGGCAGGCGCGAUCCAUCUGCGAACCAAACGACGGCUUCAUGAAGCAACUCGAACUCUACGGUGAGAUGAAAACGCCCGAUAACGUUGAAGACAAUCCAGCCUAUCAACGCUGGGUCUACCAACGAGAGAUCGAGCUGAGCCGCGCGUGCGGCCAAGCUCCAGAGGCGGACAAGAUCCGGUUUGAAGACGAGCAUGUCACCGAUCAGACUUCUAGUUUCGAGUUGAGAUGCCGCAAAUGCAGACGGCCACUUGCAACAUCGCAAUAUCUAGUCUCGCACAAGCCGUCCUCAUCGCAGAACUGCGCUCACUAUUUCCUGGAUCCCUUGUCAUGGAUGCGUCCCGAGCUUGAACAGGGCAAAACCGAAGGACGCCUCGAAUGCCCAAAAUGUCACACCAACGUAGGCAAGUACGCAUGGCAAGGGAUGCAGUGCAGCUGUGGGGAUUGGGUUGUCCCUGGGAUCAGCCUUUCCAAAGGCCGAAUCGACGAUGCGAGAAAAGCAACUACUGGCAUACGCCAUCCCCCAGGCGCAUCAGUUCCCCCUCCACAGGCUGGUAGUCAUUCACGGCAGAACCUAUGAGAGGCUGCUAAGGAGGUCGAUCAAGUUCAGCUCGUCAUGAGCACCAUCGAUUCGUCCUUGAUGUGCUCCGAGCGAUCUGGACAGUCUUUCAGAGGACUAAAAAUAUGGACACAGGUCCGCUCUCUCCAGUUGUGUACUUUACACCCAAAUGCCAUCCACGUGGCCUUCAGGGCAUAUCAUUUUGGGCCGCUCUUGGAGUAUUGAUACGACUAGGUGGGCGAAAUGUAGCUUUUGUGGCAUUCGCCAAAGGCUCGCUCAAUCAAUGAGACCCUAGCUAGGUCUAACGCGUCCGAUUGCAGGUCUAUGAGGCACAGUUCGGGAGUAUCGCCAAAUACGGCUCGAUAUGCAUAUACUAUUUUUCAAACGGAGUCAAACCCUUCCGAAUGCAACACGUCCAAUCAAUC